AUGCGUGGCCCUGAAUGGGCUAGGCUAGUUCCCAAAUUGUCUAAUUUUAGAGCUGCUGUCGCUCAACCUGCUGCUGUCGCUCAACCUGCUAUUGACACUCAACCUGCCGCUGUCGCUCAACCUGCUAUUGACACUCAACCUGCCGCUGUCGCUCAACCUACCGCUGUCACUCAACCUGCCGCUGUCGCUCAACCUGCUAUUGACACUCAACCUACCGCUGUCGCUCAACCUGCUAUUGACACUCAACCUACCGCUGUCGCUCAACCUGCCGCUGUCGCUCAACCUGCUAUUGACGCUCAAUCUGCUAUGGACACUCAACCAACUCCUACCGCGGGGACAUUAUCGCAAGAACCCGAAUCUACCAACACUGCCACCACUGCCACCACUACCACCACUGCCACUGCCAACACUGCCACUGCCACCACUGCCACCACUGCCACUACCGGUUCUAUUGCUGCCAACACUGCCAACAUUGCCACACAUGUUCCUCUCAUCGGUAAUCGUACCACCAACCCUGGGCAACGAGCACCAAGUUCAUCGAGUCGUGCUGUAUCGUCUGACAUCCGUACUGAUGAGCAGCGAAGUCGGCUCAGACGUCGUGUCAAUGAUGAUGACGCUAGUCGCGAUGAUGAUGGUACCGGUCCCAAUGAGACGCAACGAUACGAAUUACGCAACACUCCUCGACAUGCAGCCACACGAAAAACUGACAUUCCAAAAUUCCGACAAUUCCAACUAACCCCAUCAUCUCGGCCGCCGUAA
Messenger RNA from Fusarium poae, 759 nucleotides. RefSeq lists its product as uncharacterized. The transcript is spliced from 4 exons. Lineage: Eukaryota; Fungi; Ascomycota; Sordariomycetes; Hypocreales; Nectriaceae. The coding region runs from base 1 to 759 and encodes 252 amino acids. The record is from RefSeq and is a predicted model, not a curated record.